AGACACGCACACGCACACGCACAAACCGAAGAGAGACGGCGAGCGAUUCAUUCCGAGGGAGCGGGCGAAGGGGCUCCAAACCCAGCCGACAGCAUGACCGAAACGACCAAGACCCACGUUAUCCUCCUGGCCUGCGGCAGCUUCAACCCCGUCACCAAGGGCCACAUUCAGAUGUUCGAAAGAGCCCGGGAUUAUCUGCACAAGACAGGAAGGUUCAUUGUCAUUGGUGGAAUUGUCUCACCCGUACAUGACUCCUAUGGGAAGCAGGGUCUAGUCUCCAGCCGACACCGCCUGACCAUGUGCCAGCUGGCUGUUCAGUCCUCUGAUUGGAUAAGGGUGGACCCCUGGGAAUGUUAUCAGGAUACUUGGCAGACUACCUGCAGUGUACUGGAACACCACCGGGAUCUAAUGAAACGAGUGACUGGCUGCAUCCUCUCAAAUGUGAACACACCUUCUUUGACCCCAGUGAUUGGACAGCCUCAGAAUGAGUCCCCACAGCCUAUCUAUCAGAACAGCAACCUCUCCAACAAACCAACUGCAGCAAAGUUUUUGGGGAAGGUGGGAGAAAGCCUUAGCAGGAUCUGCUGCGUUCGUCCACCGAUGGAGCGUUUCACCUUUGUGGAUGAAAAUGCAAAUUUGGGGACAGUGAUGAGAUAUGAAGAGAUUGAGCUCCGAAUCUUGCUGCUGUGUGGAAGUGACCUGCUGGAGUCCUUCUGUAUCCCAGGCCUAUGGAAUGAAGCAGAUAUGGAGGUGAUAGUUGGGGACUUUGGCAUUGUUGUUGUGCCACGGGAUGGUGCUGACACAGACCGGAUCAUGAACCACUCCUCAGUACUCCGCAAGUACAAAAACAAUAUCCUUGUUGUGAAAGACGAUGUGAAUCACCCCAUGGCCAUUGUCAGUUCAACCAAAAGCAGACUGGCUCUGCAGCAUGGUGAUGGGCAUGUUGUGGAUUACCUGUGUCAGCCAGUCAUCGAUUACAUCCUCAAGAGCCAGCUGUACCUGAAUGCCUCUGGUUAAAGUUGCCUUGGUGUUGCAACAUAUCCACCCUAUUGCUCCACUUUCCUACUAUUGUUCAUCACAAUUCUUUUUUGCUCUCUGUUUUCUUCCUCCCUGCCUCUUCCGUGCAUCUGCCUGUUUCACUCUGAUGUCCUCCACCACCACCAACACCAAAUGCUGGGAAAUGCUGGGUACAUCAACCAAUCAAGCACAUACACACCAAGUAAUACUUUUCCCCUUGUAGUUUGGAGGGAAAACAGAAGAGAGGAUCAGGUGCCACGUGCCUAACGGGGGACAGCUUUGGUAUCUACCUUCCCAGCAUGCAUUAGGGGGGUGGAACACUGUCUACCUUCCUAGCAUGCCUUGGAAGCCAGGAAAAUUGGUCUUUUCAUAAUACAUCAGCUAAAUAAAUCUCAGUGGGCCUUUUUAUUUUUAGUGCGUGGUUUUUUCUCUCUUUUUGGAUUUUUUAUUUAUUACUGUGAUUCAUUCAAAUUAGAAUGUGGUUGGCAGAAUAAGAUUCUAACCCACUUGGUACAAAGCCCAAACUUUUUAGGUCAGACAUGGCAGAUUUAGCUUGAAUUUAAAAAAAGAAAGCAAGAAAGACUGCCCCAUUUCUGUUAUCUGGAGUGAAAAAAGGGGGGAGGAGAAAGAUUUGCUGGAGAAAAGGUACAAGAAUGGCAAGGAGUCAGGUUUGGUUUAUAUGUAGCUGAUCUUUCCUUUGUAACUAGAUAAUUGUUUCAAAGGGCAGGGGAUUUAAAUGGGUUUCUUGUUCUGUUUAAACACCUCUAAAAAGGGAGCACUCCUAGAGAGGAAUAGCCACACAGAGCAUGGCCUCCUGGGAUGCUACACGUAACCCACAUAGUGCAUUCAUGGCAUCCCGGUAAUCUGUCCCAGGUUGGCUGAGCUCUGCUUUGUUUAAAGUUUUCCAUUUUCUCCAGAAAUUCAUUUGGAGUUUCAGCAUUUGUGGUGUCUACUGUACCCUUGCUAGUAUUACUAGCUCAGGCUGGUUCAGUUCAUAACUGUUUCCUCUGUCAACAUGCGCAGGUCCUUCAGUGUUGUAGGGCAACUGUACUUCACACCACACUCAGGAAGUAAUGUUGUUUUUCAACGUUCUUUGAAAGACUCCAUGUGAUAACGUUGCUGCUUAAGUUUUUCCUUAGGAGGAUAGAUCCCCCCCCAGGAAAUGCCCCCCCCAAACCCCAAGAAAAUACCAGCAGGUAUGCUAGAUUUAGUUCCUAGAUCUCCAAAUGGGGAGGCUUAACCAGCUAUGAUUUCUUAUAGCCAGUAACAGAAACCAGGGGACAUCUAUGGUGGCAAAAAAGCAAAGCAACCUCAGAUAGGCAAAACUGUCUUGAGUUUUUGCUUGACGUUGUAACACAUAACAUACCACCCAUCUGUUGCAGUAACCAGAUGUUUGCCCUUAAGUUUUACAAAGCAGUUUGUAGGUAUAAGAGAUUUGGGUCCUACUCAAAGGAAUUCACAAGUACCUUUGGUUUAUAUGAUCAUAAAUAAUGCCAUCACUUUACUGUUAAAAAAAACAAAGCCUGAAGAGGAAGAAAUGCUAUAUGGUUCUUCAGAAAUGCUUUGUCACAAAACUAUGGAUUACACUUCCUCACUGGGCCCAGCUAAACAGAGUUAGAGGCUAUAGAAGCAGUGACAAAUGACACAGGGGUUGCGUUUGCUUGCUUGAUUUGGGGAAACAUUCACUGAUGUGAUCCUCCAUCAGCAGUCUGUACAGUCUCAGGAGGGGUGUUCCACGAGAGAUUUCUACAAAUGCAGGUUGGCUCUUUCUGGUUGGAAUGAAAGCAGUGCUUAUACAACUGUGAUCUCUGUAAUUCAGAUCUGCGGGGCUCCUUCCAGCCUUCCUGGUCAUUGCUGGACUGCAUGUUUCUCCCUGCUCUCAUAGGGGACUAUCUGCACUGAAUCUAAGGAGUAUCCCUGCGGAAAAACAGUAUUUAGAAUCUUGGGCUGCUUCCACAUUGGUGACCUCUAGUGCUAACACUACCAGAAUUGGAAUUGUCUUUCCACACUAUCAGGGAUAUAGAGUAUUUCCUUUAUGUUCGUUCCACUGUAUACACCAGAAUACAUAGCUGCUGUGGGGAAGGAGAAGGGCCAGUUCAGGGGGAAGAAGGGGGAAUCAGUCAGAGGGGAGGGAAUCAAAUUUUAAAAAUCAAUAAUUUAUUUAGUGCUAAAUGCUUAUUCAUGUAGGUAUGGUUGCCCAUUACUGCUGACAAAAUAUCAGAAAAACAAAGUAUUUAAUGUUUGUUUUGGAUUGGAAGUGUAGAUUGGGGGUGAUCAAUUAGGGAAAAAACACAUUGCUAAAAUGGCGGUGAAGAGAAAGGUUUUGUUCUUUUGCUUUCGCAAUAUAUUGUAGCACUAAAAUACAUUUUUCAUUUAAGUAGUGUUUCACUAAUGUUUUAAUAUUCAAAAACUAUGUACAACUGGAAAAGCAUGUUAGUGCUAAUUAAAAGAUUGAUGACAAAAAGUUUCAGAGUUAUAAAAUGGUGCCCACCACUAAGGUUAUAGCGACUGUGUGCUGAGCUGUGAUAAAGUUGGCUGCCCAAUAUGUCACUGUCCACAUUAAAAAAAAUCGCUUAAAAAAACGAAUAGCAUCCUUCUCAAGAAAACUGAACUUUCUGCAAUAAGAAGCACUGGGGAAACCCCGGAGGAUUACAAAUGGACGUUGUUGUGCAGACCCCUCAUAAAAUGUGAGUGAAUGGGGCAUGGUGACUCCACCCAAAAUGCCUCUUUCUGUCGAGCAUUCUGAGGCACUUGCCGUCCCAGCACCUAACAGCCAGAGAGAAUGGUGGCACACAGUGACAAGGAUGGUUCUCUAAGGCUUGUGCCACAACCUGCCAUUUAUAGGACACCCCCCCUGCAGCAUUCAGUACCCUUACACUCCCUGCUGUCAUAGGCAGAUGUACAAAAGAGACAAUUUCUUUUAUGAGAAUUUUUCUACUCACAGAAGGCGUAGCUAUCCUACAUGACUCUGGCUGAGUAGCUCUUGCUGUCCCGUUGUGCAUAUCAGCUACUACUUCCAAAGCAUUUUCUCUUUUACAUGCCUCCGUUUAAGAACAGCCAAAAGCUCUUGUUGGAACCCACCAUAUGUCCCAAUACUAAGCAGCAGAGUGCAAAGCCAAUAACAUAUUUCUCUCUCUCUCUCUCUGUGUGUGUGUGUGUGUGUGAGAGAGAGAGAGAGAGAGAGAGUAACCAUGGCUUUUCAAAAAGGCCUGAAGGACAGUUUUGCUGUGGAAAAAAAGAUGAGGUCAGCAAAGAAAGGGAUGAAUUCUCCACAUACUCUUGAACAAACAAUGGAUUAUUGGGCCACUUUCCAGUUUCAUCCAAUGUAGGACAGCAUGCCUUAGGAACAUAACAUUGUGGUACAGAUGAUGUAUAUAUAAUGUCUUACUAGUCUUUGCCUUCAUGUGGUCAGUUAUGUUUAUGAUUAGGAAGAGGGAGGGAGAGAGCAGGGUGUAGCAUAAAU
Messenger RNA from Rhineura floridana, 4480 nucleotides. RefSeq names its product nicotinamide nucleotide adenylyltransferase 2 (gene NMNAT2). Gene Ontology annotation, cellular component: Golgi apparatus. Gene Ontology annotation, biological process: NAD+ biosynthetic process. Gene Ontology annotation, molecular function: nicotinamide-nucleotide adenylyltransferase activity; nicotinate-nucleotide adenylyltransferase activity. The transcript has 11 exons. Lineage: Eukaryota; Metazoa; Chordata; Lepidosauria; Squamata; Rhineuridae. The record is from RefSeq and is a predicted model, not a curated record. The coding region runs from base 94 to 1017 and encodes 307 amino acids.